This is a messenger RNA of Zonotrichia albicollis (white-throated sparrow), 1296 nucleotides long. The record is from RefSeq and is a predicted model, not a curated record. NCBI's taxonomy places the organism in Eukaryota, Metazoa, Chordata, Aves, Passeriformes, Passerellidae.
GGGGCGGGGGGUGCAGUACCACCGCCAGGGGCCGCCCUGCGCAUAUUACCGGGGCCGCGUAUGCGCACACGGAAAUUUCACUCCCUCCUGGUACCAGCCGCUGACGCGGCGGCGGGAAUAUGGAGGCGGUUGCAGGGCUGGGCGGGUCGGUGCUGCCAGGCGCCCUCAUCGUCCUCAUGCUUGUCCUGCUGCUGGCGGUCGCGCUGCACCGCUCUGCUUCGCGGGAGACUCCCACCGCCCCGCAGGACGGUCAACAUGGGGCUGGACCACGCCGAGCUCGUCCGCCUCAGCCCCGACUCACGGGCUUUUAUUGUCUGGCUGGCCAAUGCUGAGACCAUUCGUGUCUACAAGAUGACCAAGAAGGAUGACGGCAGCUUCACCUUCACUGCGACUUCUGGGGACUUCCCAAAGAAGCACAAGGCUCCUGUCAUUAACAUAGGGAUUGCAGAGACAGGGAAGUUUAUCAUGACAGCUUCCAGUGACACCAACAUCCUGAUCUGGAGCCCAAAGGGCGAAGUCCUGGCCAGCAUUAACACCAACCAGAUGAACAAUGCCUAUGCCACAGUGUCACCCUGUGGGAGGUUUGUGGCAUCCUGUGGCUUUACCCCUGAUGUGAAGGUAUGGGUGGUGUGUUUUAGCAAGAACGGAGACUUCAGGGAGGUGACCAGGGCUUUUGAGUUGAAGGGCCACACUGCUGGUGUACAAUCCUUUUCCUUCUCCAACGACUCAAGGAGGAUGGCGACCGUGUCAAAGGAUGGCACAUGGAAGUUCUGGGACACAGAUGUGGAGUACAAGAAGCAGCAGGACCCACACCUGCUUCUGACAGGGCAGUGUGCAGUGCUGGAGCCAUGCCGCAUUGCUCUGUCCCCUGACGGCCGCACGGUCGCUGUGGCGAGCGGCACAGACAUUGUGGUGUACAACACACGGCGCGGUGAGGAGGAGGAGCGUUUUCUUGGCGUGCACAGCCACUGUAUCACAGACCUUGCAUUUGACACCACUGGCCGCUAUGUCGUGUCCUGUGGGGACCGCGCUAUCUGUGUUCUCCACAACGCUGCCGGGCACCGUGCCGUGGUGGAGGAGAUGGAGGCCAUGCUGAAAAAAACUGGGAACAAAGCCACACAGGAGAGGCUGGAGCAGCAGAUCUCCAGUGCUCGCAAAGCAUUGGCUGCCAUCUAUGGCAAGAAGCACUAAGCUACCUGUAAAGCAGGAGGCAACUGUGCUCUGCCUUGGAGAUGUUUUGUUUUUUUUUUUUUUUUUAGUAACUGUGAACAGCAGUAAUAAAAGAGUGCCCAGGUC